AUGUUUCCGUUUUUUCUGCGCCUCAAACUCGAUGGUUUUGGCAAAGGGGAGACGCUGUCUCUGUUUGCCAUAACGAUUGCGGUAGUUCUGUCACUGCGGUUUACUGUGCAGUUAUACCAAGCAAGAAUGAAAUUCAGAAGACUUCAGUCUCGAGGCAUACCAAUCUUGCCUCACUCGUUCUUAUUGGGACAUUUUCUCAUUGUAAUCCAAUUCUACAGAGAUUGGGCCUUUGACGCCAACUUUAUCCAGACAUUUGGCUUCUACAUCAUCAAAUACUGGCCGAAAUUCUUCCCAAAUGAGAAACAAUGUCCCCCAGUCAUUUACCUUGAUGUAUGGCCUGUUGCUAGACCGAUGGCAUUUUCCCUACAGGCCUAUGUGUCCAAUCAAAUGGAGAUUGGGAGCAGUUUGCCAAAGUCCCCUAUGCAAGGAGAGUUCCUGAACCCAAUUUCGAAUGGGAGGGACCUCAAUUGCAUGCACGGGGAGGAGUGGCACAUGUGGCGCUCGAGAUUCAACCCCGGAUUCAGUCGAACCAACAUCAGAACAUGGAUACCUGCUAUUAUCGAGGAGGUUGACACGUUUGCGAAUGUGCUCAGAAGCCUUUCCGGUGGUGAUGGUCAAUGGGGUCAGGUUUUCCCCUUUGAGCAGAUAUCUAGCAACUUGGCCUUUGAUGUUACAGGAAGGGUGGUUCUCGACACCCGGCUCAACUCUCAAUCGCUUUAUCCCUCUCCUUUCACCAUCGCUUACCGUGAGCAACUGAGCCGCAUGGAGAUUACUCUGAGCCCUCGCAAGCUUCUUUGGAGGAUUACCCCGUUGUUCAAAAUGAUUGUAAGACGUAAGAGAAACCAGCUCUUCAAACAUCUUCGACCGUUUAUCACAAAGGUCGAAGAGUACACUGGCGAGCCUGGAGUCAACGGAACCGACCCCAAUACCCCGGACGAAGCCUUCAUCGAACAGGUCUUCUACCAGCUCAUGAUAUUCUUCUUUGGCGGUGAUGAUGCAUUGUCCAUCACAAUUCCCCGUGUAUUCAGACAACUCCAAUUAAACCCCGAAUGUGUGGCGAAAUUGCAGGCUGAACAUGACGCGGCUCUUGGCUCCGAUCCAAGCCUUGCUGCAGAAAAGAUCCGGGAAGCGCCUCAUAUCCUGGACUCGUUACAGUAUACCCUAGGAGUGAUCAAGGAGACACUGCGCAUGAAUCCAGCAACGAUCACAAUCCGGGAAGGUCAGCCUUCAUUCAACCUGAAAAUAAACGGCGAGGAUGAGCCAUGGCCGACGGAUGGGUUCGAUCUUUUUGACAGCUCUAUCACCAUUCAUCAUGAUCCAGCCAACUUCGUCGACCCGCUCAAAUUCAUCCCGGAGCGCUUCUCCGCCCUAGCAGGCGACAAGUUGCAUCCGGCGAAAAACAUAUGGCGUGGGUUCCAACUUGGACCUAGGAAAUGUAUUGGGCAGGAACUGGCAGUCGUCGUGAUGAAGUUGGUGUUGGUCUUUACUGUCCGUAGUUUUGAUAUUGAGAUGGCUUGGGAUAAAUGGGAUAAGGUGCGGGAGAUGCAGGGCUUAAAAGUGGACCGUCAGACUGUGGAGGGUGAACGAAUGUAUACCACUGGGAAAGCGACAUCGCACCCAAAGGAUGGUGCACCGAUGCACGUACGGAUGCGGAAAUCUGACAAGAAACAAUAG
This is a messenger RNA of Penicillium expansum, 1674 nucleotides long. RefSeq names its product Cytochrome P450. The transcript is spliced from 4 exons. Gene Ontology annotation, molecular function: iron ion binding; oxidoreductase activity, acting on paired donors, with incorporation or reduction of molecular oxygen; heme binding. NCBI's taxonomy places the organism in Eukaryota, Fungi, Ascomycota, Eurotiomycetes, Eurotiales, Aspergillaceae. The coding region runs from base 1 to 1674 and encodes 557 amino acids. The record is from RefSeq and is a predicted model, not a curated record.